Molecule: messenger RNA, 2175 nt
Organism: Mobula hypostoma (lesser devil ray)
Lineage: Eukaryota; Metazoa; Chordata; Chondrichthyes; Myliobatiformes; Myliobatidae
Product: interleukin-1 receptor type 1-like
Exons: 9
Coding region: 1-1455 (484 amino acids)
Biological process (GO): signal transduction
Molecular function (GO): interleukin-1 receptor activity
Source: RefSeq, a predicted model, not a curated record
AUGAUAACCACUGAUCAAGAACAGCGUGCUCAUUUAAAUGGCAUUUCUCUUUGGUUUUUACCUGCAUUAGUGACAGAUUCUGGGAAUUACACUUGUUACUUGAGGAAUAAAACUUUUUGUAUAAAGGAGAUUAUUCAAAUACGAGUUCUUGAACUGCCUCCAAACCAAUGCUUUCAUCAUGAUUACCUCCGACCAACUUUGGAAGAAACACCUGCCUCUGUAUAUGUUUACUGUACUGGUCUAGCUGAAUUUUCACAGAAACCUUUUGAUCUACAGUGGUACAAGGAUUGUAAUCCUAUUAAAAUUGACAAUCAGAGCUACUACAGUCUUUCUGAAAAACUGCUCAUUAAAGAUGCAAGCCAAGAAGAUGAUGGAAUGUACACAUGUGAACUUGAAUUUGUGCACCAUGGCAGGAAGUAUAAAGUAACAAAGACAACAGAAUUGAAAAUAAGUCCAAUGAAAGUGAUAUAUCCAGACUUGAUAAGUCCGAUAAAUAAUACAAUUGAAGCAAGACUUGGUUCAGAGCUGAAAGUGACCUGUGAAGCUUAUUUCGGAUCUGGUAACAUGUCUUUUCUGAAGCUUUUCUGGGAAGUGAAUGCGAUGAAGAUUCCCACAGAUGAAUCCAGAAUUAAGCAAGGGCUUCUACUCCGUAAAGAAGGAACUGGUCAUGAUGUAGUUAAGAAGAGAACGCUAUUUAUCUCUAAGAUCACUGAAGAAGACUUUCAAACAAAAUUUUAUUGUUUCGCAAGCAAUCUACGAGCAAAGAGAGGGGCUUUUGUAAAAAUUUCACGCCAAUCACCAGAUUGGAUAUCUGAUGCAAUUAAAAUCUUAAUUCCACUGAUAUUUGGGUUACUAGCCUGUACAACAGUAUAUGUUAUUUUCAAGGUUGAUAUUGUCCUUUGGUACAGAGAUUCAUUCGAAUCCCAUAAAGUAAUUAAUGAUGGGAAGGAGUUUGACGCAUAUGUAAUCUAUCCAAGAUCUGAGAACAAAGGUCAAAAAGAAAACUGUAAAGCAAAGUACUUUGCUGUUCACAUUUUACCACAAGUACUUGAAGAAAAAUAUGGAUACAAACUAUUUAUUUAUGGCAGAGAUGAUCUCGCCGGCCAGGCUGCAACUGAAGUGAUUGAAAAUAAUAUACGGAGAAGCAGGAGACUGAUUAUCAUUUUGACUCAAAUGACUUCAGCUGAUGACCAGGCAUACUCUGGAUUUGAACGCCAAAUUGGAUUAUAUGAGGCUUUAAUUGAGGAUGAAAUUAAAGUAAUUCUAAUUGAGUUUGAGAAAUUUGAAUGCUUGAGUGACUUUCCAGAAUCCAUAAGACACCUCAUUCAAAGAAAUGGUACCAUUAAAUGGAAAUCAGGUGAAACAAGUAAACUUGAUGCAGUUUGCUCGAGAUUUUGGAAGCAAGUGAGAUACAAAAUGCCAGCACGAAAGAAGACACUGGCUGGCUCUGUUUGAUUCUACAAGGCACAAAAUGAAGGAAAAACACAAUCUGUGUUUUAUUCUUAGUUUUAUGCCCUAUUAAUUGAACUGAUAUGGACUUCAGUGUUCACAACUUCUAAUGUUACCAAUUUCUAGCAGUGUUACAAUUAACUUUAGAGAUAGGAUUUAUGCAUUUUUAGACUGUCCUUCUCUACAUUAUUAUGUUGACAUAUGGAAAGGUAAACCUUUAUCAGGUGGAUUUUUAAUGGGGAUCCUUGCCCACCAGAGCCAUCUGUUGGAAAAAAAACCUGCACCUGUCCUGUUGUUUUCUAGUCUGCUGAAGUUAAUGAAUCCAGAUCUGUGGUCUCGGUGUGCAGUGUCCCAUAUGUUUGUAGCAAGGAUCUGUAAGUUGAAAAGUUUGGCCACUAUCAUUGUAUUUUAAUUCUUCAAGAUUUUGUUUAUGAUAUAGUCAUUGAUUCUUUCAAUCUAAACUAAAAUUAUGUAAAAGUUCUUGGUUUUAGUUUUAUUUUAUAAAAUAUAGUUUUAGAGAUCCUCUGCAUUGACUAGAACAUAGAACAUAGGAAUCUACAACACAUUACAGGCCCUUCGGCUCACAAUGUUGCACCGACCCAUGUAACCUACUCUAGAAACUGCCUAGAAUUUCCCUAGCACAUUUCUCAAUGCUUUAUGUAACUAUCUAAGAGGGUCUUAAAGGACCCUAUUGUAUCCACCUCCACCUCCACUGGCAGCAGUGCA